Talaromyces rugulosus is the source of this 1758-nucleotide messenger RNA. RefSeq lists its product as uncharacterized. Lineage: Eukaryota; Fungi; Ascomycota; Eurotiomycetes; Eurotiales; Trichocomaceae. Gene Ontology annotation, molecular function: transmembrane transporter activity. The transcript has a single exon. The coding region runs from base 1 to 1758 and encodes 585 amino acids. Gene Ontology annotation, biological process: transmembrane transport. The record is from RefSeq and is a predicted model, not a curated record.
AUGAGCACCCCCGACAGCACGGACAGCAAAGCUGCCACCUUGAGUGGUGACAAUGACCUAGUUCAUGACAGAUUCAACCACGCAAACAAUUUGACGACGGCAGAGGAAUUGAACAACGAAAAGGAUGCACUCGACGCAUCAUUGCCCGUCGAUCUGGCCACCAGCGAAGCCGCCGACAACACCACAUACCCGUCAGGACUCAGGCUUUUGGCUAUAGUGGGUGGUCUCCAACUUGCUGUUCUCUGCGUCUCACUGGACAACACCAUCAUCGCUACAGCGAUUCCCAAAAUUACAGACCAAUUCCAAGCCUUGUCAGAUGUUGGCUGGUACGGCUCUGCAUACUUGCUUACAUUUUGCGGCUUCACCCUCUUCUUGGGCCGCCUCUACAAAACUUUCAGCGUGAAAUGGGUCUUCCUACUUUGUCUAUUCUUUUUCGAACUCGGAUCUCUCAUAUGCGCCGUGGCACCUAACUCGGUUGCCCUGAUUGUCGCCCGUGCUAUUGCAGGUAUUGGCGGAGCGGGAAUCUUCUCUGGCUCGUUGAUUAUCCUGGCAUUCACAACACCACUCGACAAGCGUCCCAUUUACACGGGCCUUUUUGGCGCGGUAUAUGGCAUUGCCAGCAUUGUUGGGCCGUUACUCGGAGGUGCCUUUACCGAUCAUGUUUCAUGGAGAUGGUGCUUUUAUAUCAACCUGCCCUUUGGCGGUAUAACUGCUGCUUCGAUUUUGCUGUUCCUUAGGUUGCCGGAAAAGGAAGCCGAUCUUACGCAGGAAAAUCCCGGUUUGCUUCGGAAGAUCAAGAGUUUUGACCCUAUUGGCACGCUUCUAUUCUUGCCUAGCGUCAUCUGUAUUCUUCUCGCCUUGUUCUGGGGAGGAACCACAUAUCCAUGGAGCAACGGUCGCAUCAUUGCUCUACUAACCCUUUUUGGUGUCCUCUUGAUUGCCUUUGCCGUCGUCCAGUAUUUUGUGGGCGAAGAUGCUACCAUACCAGGACGUAUCAUAAAACAGCGCAGUAUUGCGAGUUCGGCAUACUUUUCUAUGUGCGUUGGCGCGGCAUUCUUUGUCAAUAUUUACUAUAUCCCCAUCUGGUUCCAGGUCGUUCGGGGUACUUCUGCUACUACAGCUGGCGUGAAUACGUUGCCGCUACUCAUCUCGUUCACUUUAGGAGCGACGAUUGCAGGAGGAGUGGUGACAAAGCAGGGCUACCCUGCUCCAUUCAUGUAUGGGCUGACUGUCAUUGGCUCUAUCGGUGCUGGGCUUCUAACCCUUUACUCGGUUGACAUCACGACUGGCAAAUGGGUCGGCUAUCAGAUUGUUUUCGGCGUCGGUAUUGGAAUCGGCAUGCAACAAACGAUUAUCCAGGCACAGGCCGUUCUUCCUCUCACCGACGUGCCCAUUGGGACAUCAAUCAUUAUUUUUGCUCAGAUGUUUGGCGGCAGCCUUUUCAUUAGCGUUGCUCAAAAUGUCUUUGCCACCAAGCUUAUUGAGGGUCUUAGAGGUAUACACAAUCUUGGUGUCGAUCCUCAGACAAUUGUUGAUGCCGGAGCGACGGCUGCACCAUCAAAGUUGGGAAUCACGGAUCCCGCAGUAUUGGAACAGCUCAAACAUGUAUACAAUGAGGCCAUUGUAGGAACAUUUAGGGUGGCGCUCAUUACUACGUGUCUGAGUGCGCUGGGACUUAUCUUCAUGGAGUGGAAAAGCGUCAAGGACAGUCAAAAGGCCGAAGAUCAGACUGACGCUGAAACUGGCACUACCCAAUAA